AAAAAACAUAAUUAUAUUAUGCUUUUGUUAGUUCGUCUUAAUCUAUAUGUUCUAAAUAUCAGCUUUUUCUAAAUAUAUGCAUCUGUAAGCAUGAAAGUCAAAUUGUUUGGAUUAAAAAACAUAGUUAUUUUGAUAUAAUCAAUGGUAAGAGACAAUGACAACUAUGGAGUUUGAUUUUAAAGUGCUCAUUCAUAUUGGUUUACAUUUGAGAUUGUCACGUCACCAAUUUGACUAGUGGUUUGAAGGUUCCAUAUAAGUGUAGCGUCAACAUGACAUAGUUUUUGAAAGGCAAUUGUCUAUGAUGCCAAACCUUUAGCUCAACUCCAACUAGUUAGCUGCACUAAUAGAGAAGAUACAUCAAAGAGUUAUUUACGUCACUUGUAAUUUGGAGUUUUCUUCUUUGGCUUAAGUGAAGUAAAUCUAGCAAUGGAGCAUCAAAUUAAUGGGGUUGCAACUUCAAUACGAAACAAGCUUGGAUCUCUAGAUGUUUCUCAUCGGUUAAGUCAUCAUUGUAUUUAUAAGGUACCUGAACACAUCCGCAAGGAAAAGGAAGAAUGUUAUCGGCCUUCAAUUAUCUCAAUUGGUCCUAUCUAUUAUGGUGAUCCAUCGCUACAAGCUAUGCAAGAGCUAAAAUUGAUGCACCUCAAGUGCUUCCUGCAACAAGGCAACAAUGCAUAUAACGUCGAGCAUUACAUCAAUGUAAUACAUGGAUGGGAAGAAGAAGCACGCUCUUACUAUGCAGAAAAGAUAAGUCUUUCGAGCAACGAGUUCAUUGAAAUGAUAUUAGUCGAUGCUACAUUCCUCAUCUACCUAUUUAUGUUAUCGAGUUCUCAUGUUUUUCUUGAAAAACAACCAGUGGAAGGUAAUGUACAAAUGUUGUUGUACCUCGAAAAAGAUUUGUGCCUUGAAGAAAACCAAGUGCCUUUUUUCAUUCUCAAAGGAUUAUAUGAUCUAGCAUUUGGUAAGAUUUACCCUUUCACUUCAUUCAUUGAUGUCACUUCUGUUUUUAUAAGUUAUGGUUGCUUUCGCGGAAGAAUGACUCCCAAUACAACCAUCUGUGAUAACAUCUUAGGUGCAUCAAAAAUUAACCAUAUUGUUGAUCUUUUAAGGAUAGCUGGGUUACCUUCCAAUCUUCGAGGACAUGCUCUUAAUAAGAACCAAGAUUAUCCACAAUUUCCUUUAAGUGUCACAGAAUUAAGUGCAGUUGGAGUCAAGUUUAUGGCUACCAAAUGUAAAAUAUUCGAUAUCAGAUUCGUUGAUGGAGCUUUACAGAUUCCAACAUUCACAAUUCGUGAAACUGCAGAAGCUGUGUUUCGAAGCAUCAUAUUUUACGAACAAUGUCAUUAUUUCCAUGACUCUUACUUCAUUGACUACAUAUACUUUCUCCAUAAAUUGAUCAAAACCCCAGGAGAUGUUCAAAUUCUUGUUAAAAAUGGAAUAAUUGACAAUUGGCUUGGAAGUGAAGAAGAGGUGGUAAAGCUAUUUCAUGUAAUUGUGAAACAGAUAGUAUUAUACCUUCCCAACUUCUAUUACUCUGAUGUUUCGAGAGAUUUGAAUUCAUUUGCCAACACCUCUUGGAAUCGAUGGAAGACCGUUUUGCGAAGAGAUUACUUCAAUCAUCCAUGGUCAUGCAUAUCUGUGAUCUAUGCUGUGGUACUUCUUAUUCUUACCUUGUUACAAACUAUUUGUAGUAGUUUCACCUGUAAGAUCUAGCAAGCUACUUCCUCACUAGCUUUAUUUCUUAUCCUCCUUGUAUUAUGUGGUUUAGGCAUCGCAAAUAUGAUUUGGCUCAUUGAAACGAAUAUAUGAUCACUCUAUUUUA
Beta vulgaris subsp. vulgaris (sugar beet) is the source of this 1822-nucleotide messenger RNA. Its product is annotated as UPF0481 protein At3g47200. The transcript has a single exon. The coding region runs from base 427 to 1713 and encodes 428 amino acids. The record is from RefSeq and is a predicted model, not a curated record. Lineage: Eukaryota; Viridiplantae; Streptophyta; Magnoliopsida; Caryophyllales; Amaranthaceae.